Messenger RNA from Carassius carassius (crucian carp), 2897 nucleotides. RefSeq names its product alpha-1D adrenergic receptor-like. Gene Ontology annotation, cellular component: membrane. The record is from RefSeq and is a predicted model, not a curated record. Gene Ontology annotation, biological process: adenylate cyclase-activating adrenergic receptor signaling pathway; phospholipase C-activating G protein-coupled receptor signaling pathway; cell-cell signaling. The transcript has 2 exons. Bases 519 to 1994 code for a protein of 491 amino acids. Lineage: Eukaryota; Metazoa; Chordata; Actinopteri; Cypriniformes; Cyprinidae. Gene Ontology annotation, molecular function: alpha1-adrenergic receptor activity.
ACUGAUAAAAAUCAUUAUGCAUUGCGAUAUGAAAACAAUAAUACAGAACCCUCUAGUGGUCACAUGGAUAUCUGCAGCAAGUGUGAGACGCGUCACCAAGUUCUCAGAGCUGGAGGAGGAGACCUGGAGCUCUGGGGUCCACAUUGACUCUCUGUAAUCCAGUUUGGAGUGGUCGCUGAGGAUGCCACCAGAGGUAGCCUCUCCAUAAGACCUGCAGUGCAUCGGCACUGUGGUUGUAUAGACUUGGGAGCUUAUUAGUUGCUUAAUAGUUUAUUCUACCUCAAAAAUUGUUUCACUGUGAACCGUUUAAAUUAUAGUUCAGGUUAUGCCACCACAGAAAAAAAUGUAGGUGUAACGAGAUAUAUAACAGAAAACAUUUUAGAAAUAGGCUACAUCUCACAAAGUGAAGAAUCUGAAGACACCUUCCAUGAGUGAUGAUGAAGAUGAAACUCUCCUUAAACCGACCAGUCAAAACCGUCGGACCAAACCAGUAAAAGUCGUCUUUAUGGAGUUUCAAAAUGACAUUUUCUAAACUGCUGAACGGGAGCAAGGAUGAAUUCCCCUCGGACUCUCUCUCCAACAUCAGCAACACCACCUGUGAGAGCAUCACCCUCGACUCUCAAGUCAUCGGUGUCGGAGUCUUUCUGGCCGUUUUCAUUUUGCUGGCGAUCGUCGGAAACAUUUUGGUUAUUCUGUCGGUGCUGUGCAACAAACAUUUGCAGACGGUCACCAACUUCUUCAUUGUGAACCUGGCCAUCGCGGACCUUCUUCUUAGUACCAUCGUCCUGCCGUUCUCCGCGUCUCUGGAGGUGCUGGGAUGCUGGGUGUUCGGUCGGGUCUUCUGCAACAUCUGGGCAGCGGUAGAUGUGCUCUGUUGCACGGCGUCUAUUUUAAGUUUGUGCAUUAUAUCUAUAGACAGGUACAUCGGAGUUAAAUACUGUCUGAAAUACCCCACUAUCAUGACAGAACGGAAAGCAGGUGUCAUCCUCGUGGUGCUCUGGGUUUCUUCAAUGGUGAUUUCCAUCGGACCGCUUUUGGGAUGGAAAGAGCCCCCACCUUCUGAUGAGAGCAUCUGCCGCAUCACGGAGGAACCGGGUUAUGCUCUGUUCUCCUCUUUAUUCUCCUUCUACCUCCCGCUCAUGGUGAUUUUAGUCAUGUAUACUAGAGUAUACAUCGUGGCCCGCAGGACUACAAAAAGUUUGGAAGCGGGUGUGAAAAGGGAGAGAGAUAAAUCAACGGAAGUGGUGUUGAGGAUACAUUGCAGGAGCAUACCGGAGGAUCCGAGCACGAGCUCGAAAAACAAAAAUCACCCGUUCAGAAGUUCACUGUCCGUGAGACUCAUGAAGUUCUCCAGGGAAAAGAAAGCUGCUAAAACCCUCGCCAUCGUCGUGGGGAUGUUCAUUCUUUGUUGGCUACCGUUUUUCUUCGUUUUGCCUUUGGGCUCUUUUUUCCCAGCUCUGAAGCCCUCUGAGAUGGUGUUCAAAGUAAUCUUCUGGUUGGGCUACUUCAACAGUUGCAUUAACCCCAUAAUUUACCCCUGCUCGAGCAAGGAAUUCCAGCGUGCCUUCACCCGUCUGGUGCGCUGCCAGUGCCAGCGGCGCCGCCGCAUCCUCCGCCGGUUCUACGACCAGCGCUGGAGAACAGCCAUGCAAGGAGCCCAGAGGGACCCACACAGAGACUACUGCUCUGGAUUUCCCUUUCACGAGCAGUGUGGUAACUCUAUGUAUUCCUGCCAGAACAAGAGCCGGCCUCUUAGUCUGAAGAGCUGGAGCUUCUUACCCCCUUUACAGAAGUCCUCCUUCCAGCUAAAGGAGAAAAUGAACAAUCUUUCCAAUAAGAUUAAGAAUGGGACGGGGAAGAAUAGCACAUCUGCUCUGGCCCGGACAGAGAUUGACACGGUCUCCAUGGGGAUCUAUAACGACUGCGGCGAUCAGAGCACUUACCAGAUCUACGACCUCACAGAGUGCUACGGCCUGAAGGAAACAGACAUCUAAACAAAGACAGAGAUUACUGACUGUUCUCUCUGAGAGCUCUGACUCACUGCCAAUUCUUAAAAAAUUGUUAGAGUUUUAUUUUUUUUCUCUCAAAGACUAGUAUUCUUGUUAUGUCUUAAAGUGCUGGCUUCAACACAGUAGAGAAGCAAAUAUGAGUAAAAAUGACAAGGACAAUGUGUGUUAAAGGAGAUUAAUGCAUUUUUACAUGGAUGAUUUAACAUUUUUCUUUUAAAGUGGAAAAAGUACUCUGAAGGGGGAAAAACUUAUGAGGGAAAAAAUUAACUGCACUGGAUUAGAACGAAAAGAUUCAUUGCUGCUGGGUAUCUGUAUACCGUGCUGUCCAUGUGACCUUUGAGUAAUUUGUCUGUUGUUUCAAACUCCAGAAACCCUUGAACUGUAUUCACAAAGAGAGAUUGUUACAAAUUCUUUGACUUGCUGUCCAUUAAGUGUGAAUGGAAAAACAUAUUUGACUGAUAUGAGACUGGUAAAUCCAUGACACUAAUUUGAAUUUGACAUAAUGAUUCAUUGUGGUUCACAGAUUGCUGUGGAAUCCACUUUUAAGUGAUUCAAAAUUGAUUCAGAGGUACAUACAUUUAAAUGUGAAUCACAGUUUAUAACCUAAACAGAUUUUGUGCAGAUGUUUUCAGUAUUACAGAGGGUAGUUCAGUGCUGUGCUAUUUAUGUGCUAUUCAUGCUUUUCUCAUUUCAGCCAUGAGAUUUAAGUCAUCCUUAAAAGGACCAACAGUGGGAAAAAAAGAAAAAGAAAAUUAUUAAAAUAAUCAAAAUGAAUGGACUCCAACUCAGUUUCUGUGUUGUUAAGAAAAGCUUUUGGUUUAUUUGUAAUGCUGAUGUGAUGAUGUCUUUCAGUGUCAACUAUUGAACAUAAUAAAUCUGAAAAGAGCA